AUGAAGCUGACGAUGUUGAUGCUCAUGACGCUCGCUUUACUUGCUGCAGCCCGUCCUCAAGACGAUGGUGGCGAUGACGACUAUGAUUGCGAUGAUUUCGACAAUCAAGCCGAUUGUAGAGCUCAUUCUGACUGCAAGUGGUUCCCAUAUGGCUGCGAAUAG
Messenger RNA from Mixia osmundae IAM 14324, 162 nucleotides. RefSeq lists its product as uncharacterized. The transcript is spliced from 3 exons. The record is from RefSeq and is a predicted model, not a curated record. Bases 1 to 162 code for a protein of 53 amino acids. NCBI's taxonomy places the organism in Eukaryota, Fungi, Basidiomycota, Mixiomycetes, Mixiales, Mixiaceae.